AUGGAUACGCUGGAGGAGAAGCGAAAGAAAUUACAAGAGCUUCGAGAACGGCGAAGGCAAGGCCAGAGACCAAUUUCUGACAGCUCGCGGGAUGAUCUGGUCAACCAUUUGCUGAAUUCGAAUAAUAAUGAGAAUCUGCCUCAACCGCUGGAGAUGGUGAAUAUCGCGACUCAAACCGAAGAGACUGAAAAUUUGACGAAACUAGAGUCCACAAAUAACGAUUUUCCAACGCUUCUGACAUACGAAAGAGCAGUCCAGACCGAUCCAGUGGAGUUUAAAGAGCCUGACGAAGCAAACCAGGAAGCCAAUACGGAAACAAGCUUCCUUGAUGACACUGGAGAGGAUUCAUCAUUCUUAGAAGAGGGCCCGAUCUCACAAGUACGGAAUGUGGUACCUCAUGUUGUUGAAGACCAAUCGCUAACCGUGGGCGUCAAAUCAUUUUCGCUUUUGGAGGCCCUGGACAAGACUAAGGCUUCGUUGACAGAAAAAGAGAUUCAAAACGUUCAGCACUUUCGAAUUUCUCAUAUACUAGACCCGGACUCUGCAGUUCACGGUGAAAUGCGGUGCGUGUGGGUUGAUUACUACGCUGAACUAGCGCUGGUCGUAUUGCAAGAAACGCAGACAAGUCAAGAUCAAUCUUCAAACAGUAUAGUUUCCGUUUACAAACUCAGCACGGCAGAGCUAGUAGACACAGUUGUAUUUCGCGGCCAGGCGUUUUUACGGGGUCAAUUCAUUCGUAGGAAGCGAACCGCUGUUACAUCUGCACUUUUGACAUCUUAUAAUGGAAAGACCAUACUAUAUGAAAUACGAGCAGUACCGCAGUCGAAUGGGGCAUUGGGUAUCGAGAGAAAUCUCAUUGUGCGUAAUUUUCAUCACUAUCCUGUUUUUGCAGUGUGGCAACACCAUACGGUGGAUCCCCGAGUGCUUGUCGGAAGUACCGAUGGGACUGUCAGCGAAUUGGAUAUUCUACGAAUGGAACUGUAUCGGGAUCCGGCCUCCGCGCAGCAUACCUCACAUUUUAAGAUUCUCCCAGUGUCCCCGUCAUCACUUCUACUAUCGGAAGAGUUCGGUGCAGAGCUGCGGUCUGGCUUUCAACGUCAACUUGAUAAACAAUCUGCGUACGACGAGGUUGCCAUUACCUCUAUGAUCACAAUGCCGCAGGAUCCGACAGUAGUGUACGUUGGAUGCGAAGACGGUGGAAUCUAUAAAAUAAAUCAUUGCGAGCUCAAUUCUGACUCUACAGUGAUUGAUACGAACAACAACGGAUUUGUACCUAAGAUCAACACUGAAAACGAUGAGAUAUUUCACGCACUUCCAAUUACGGGACUAUAUAAUUGCGACAAUGCGCCAAAUCUAAUGCUGUCCUCGGCCAUGGAUUGGGAAUGCAAAGUUUGGGAUGUUGUCAACAACGAAAAGGUCGCUACCAUCGAGCUGGACUAUCCAGUGAUCAAUUGCGAAUGGGUGAGCUCCCAAGACGCUUACUUUAUUUUCAUACUCACGCCAACUGCCUUAUCAGUUUUUAAUCCAAUGGUGAUGCCGGACUAUUCACAAAAUGGCACAGUCUCCUGGAGGGCGAUCAAAAACCCCGUUGAAAUUUUUAGCAUUAGUGUAGAUCACUGUGAGAAUUUCAGCUACUUUACCAGCGUCAAGGUCUUCGAGGAAAAAGGCAAGUACUACGCGCUGCUGGGCGGCGACUCUAACAAGCUAGUGUGCAUGGAGGUGGAGGUACAAACUUAA
Lachancea nothofagi CBS 11611 is the source of this 1737-nucleotide messenger RNA. NCBI's taxonomy places the organism in Eukaryota, Fungi, Ascomycota, Saccharomycetes, Saccharomycetales, Saccharomycetaceae. The record is from the annotation of a GenBank genome assembly.